AUGGAGGGCGAUAAGAAGGAUUUUUGGCUCCCGGUCAACCACGAUAAUGACGCGCAAGAUUCAUCUGAUGGAAGUACCAACGACUUCGCGCCUUCCCUUGUCAAGCCAAUUACCCAAGAAGGCUGGGUUUCUAAAGAUCCUGCUGAUCAUGUGGAUGGUCUUGCCGGCACUGAGGAAACCUCAACUGUUCAGUCCGACUCUCUUCCUUCUGUGCGCUCUUCAGCCCACACCCCAACCUUCCACCCUUCUCCAAUUCGUCCACCAGUCCGGCAUUCUCUUAUCGAGUUGCUCUGUGAAGAAGAUCCAUACCACCUAGGAAUCGAUUCCGACGACGCGCUGGCCAGAAUGCCUUAUAACAGGCCGCGUCGUCCGAUGAGAGAUUCUCAGCACGAGCAGGAAAACUUGCAUCCCGCCGUUUCCUCUCUUUCCUCGUCGACUCUGUCUACCACGAGUGAGACCAUCCCGUUACCGGAAAGCAAUGCGUCAAGCAACGUCAAUGCAAACCAGGAAAAUAUGAGAGAAGUUGAAGACACCAACAACAAGGGAAUAUUCCAUGGCGCUUUUCCCGUGACUGAGCAAGACUUGAUGGAGCUGCCUACUAGCCCGUCUUACACCGGCAAUCGAGUUUGGGGCCGAUCCAACCGUCCCGGUAGCUUCGAAUUCACCAUCUAUGAAGACCCACCGAAGGAAGACGCUAUCCUCAGCGUGCCUUGCCCUCUUGCUGAAGGCUUCCACUCCGUGGAGGAGGACAAGGAGAACCUGUUGGUUAGUCCUUUCGAGCACGUCUCUUCCUCCUCGGAUGAGGAAGUCCAGCCAUUUAUCAACUGGACCGAGAGCGCCCAUCGUCCCCGUGAUGCCUUUGGCGGCCCAUUCGAGUACACGAGCCUUCCAAGAACCAAUCAUACCUUUCUUGACACCGAGGGUGUUUACUUCCGCCGUGGCCGACACGUCCUGGCGCCCCUCGCGAUCCCAGAUGCCGAGGAUUAUGGCAACGAAGAUACUCGUGUGGGUAACACUGAGUUCCGGGCUACCGAAGAGUUUGGGGAGAGUGACCAAACUGUCGAGGAGCAGAUUUAA
This is a messenger RNA of Penicillium soppii, 1077 nucleotides long. RefSeq lists its product as uncharacterized. Bases 1 to 1077 code for a protein of 358 amino acids. NCBI's taxonomy places the organism in Eukaryota, Fungi, Ascomycota, Eurotiomycetes, Eurotiales, Aspergillaceae. The transcript is spliced from 3 exons. The record is from RefSeq and is a predicted model, not a curated record.